This is a messenger RNA of Ustilaginoidea virens, 2247 nucleotides long. RefSeq lists its product as uncharacterized. Gene Ontology annotation, cellular component: secretory granule; plasma membrane. Gene Ontology annotation, biological process: vesicle-mediated transport; intracellular protein transport. NCBI's taxonomy places the organism in Eukaryota, Fungi, Ascomycota, Sordariomycetes, Hypocreales, Clavicipitaceae. Gene Ontology annotation, molecular function: syntaxin binding. The record is from RefSeq and is a predicted model, not a curated record. The transcript has 5 exons. The coding region runs from base 1 to 2247 and encodes 748 amino acids.
AUGGGUCUCUCCGUGUUACAGGAGCAGCACGAUAUCAUUCUUCAAGAGAUACGGAAUAUAACCCAAGGUGACUGGAAGUGUCUUGUCGUCGACGAGGCAUCAAGGAAGAUUAUCGACAAUGUCGUCAAGGAUGAUGAAAUCCUCAACACAAACAUCGCUACCAUCGAACGCAUCGAGGAGCGACGUGAGCCCAAUCCGGAUAUGGACGCCAUAUAUCUCCUUUCUGCCGAGCCACAUAUCGUCGACUGUCUGCUAGCCGACUUUGAAAGACGGAGAUAUCGGAGAGGAUACUUGGUGUGGACGAGCCUGCUGGAGCCUGGUCUCCGUCGCAAGAUGGACGAAUUUCCAGGCAUAAGGCAGCUGAGGGCGAGUUCCAAGACUCUCUUUGUCAAUUUCUACCCGAAAGAGUCGCACCUCAUCACGUUUAGGGAUCCGUGGAGCUUCCCCAUACUGUACCAUCCCGCGUGCAACAACCUGAUUCCCAAGCACAUGCAGGCGCUUGCGCAAAAGAUUGCCGGCGUUUGCAUCACCCUCGGCGAGUACCCCAAGGUCCGGUACUAUCGGCCGGACAAGGCGUUUCACGAAGCUUCGGUCCUCUGCUCCCACUUGGCCAGAUUUGUCCAGGAAGAGCUGGACGGCUACGCGCACUGGAACCCCGACUUCCCACCCCCGUCGAACCGGCCACAAUCGACGCUUAUAGUGACGGACCGCUCCAUGGAUCUCAUGGCCCCCUUGCUGCACGAGUUCACCUAUCAGGCCAUGGCGCACGAUCUCUUGUCCAUCAAGGACGGCGACAGGGUGACGUUUCGCACAAAGAUCAACGCAGGCACUGCUGAGGAGCAGGAGAAGGACAUGGAGCUCAGUGACAAGGACAAGAUUUGGGUCGAGAACAGACAUCGACACAUGAAGGACACGAUUGACAAGCUCAUGGGCGAUUUUCAGAAGUUUCUGGACCAGAAUCCGCAUUUCACCAACGACAGCCGAGACGCCACCAGUCUCAACGCGAUCCGGGACAUGCUCGCCGGCCUUCCGCAGUUCCAGGAGAUGAAGGAAGCCUAUUCGCUGCAUCUCACCAUGGCGCAGGAGUGCAUGAACAUUUUCCAACGCAACAAGCUGCCGGAUCUGGCAUCCAUCGAGCAAACAAUGUCGACCGGCUCGGACGAGGAUUUCAGAAAGCCCAAAAACGUGCUCGAGACGAUUGUGCGCUUGCUGGACGACGGAGCCAUUACGCCUCCGGACCGCCUGCGCCUCAUCGUCAUGUACGUUCUGUACCGCGGUGGGGUCAUUGCGGAAGACGUGCAGAAGCUGCUGAUCCACGCGUCUCUGCCGCCGCAAGACGGAGAGGUCGUCGCGAACCUGGAGCUCCUGGGCGGCAAGACGUCGCACGUGCUCAAGGAGCCGCGGCAGCCACCUCCGCCCUUGUUUCCCCGGGACCGGGACCCGAGAAGCGCGCAGGCAACCGAGGAGUAUGCGCUCUCCCGCUACGAGCCGACGCUCAAGUCCAUGCUCGACGCGCUCACCAGGGGGGCGCUGGACCAGGCCGUCUUCCCGCACGUCAAGCCUCCCAUGGACCCCAACGAAGACCUCCUCGUAGCCCAGGGGGGCUCCCUCCGUGCCGGGCGACCCAACUGGAACUGGGCCGCCGCGGGCCGACGGCCGCCGGAAAACCGGCAGAGGAUCAUCGUCUUCAUGGCCGGCGGCGCCACGUACAGCGAGAGCCGGGCAUGCUACGAAGUCAGCCGCGACAAAGGGCGCGAUGUCAUCCUCGCCACCUCCCACAUGCUCACUCCGCAGCUCUUCGUCCGCCAGGUCACCGACCUGAGCCGCGACAAGCGCCAGCUCGACAUUCCCAUGGAACGCCCCAAGCCUCGCGCCCCAGCACAUCUGCUUGAACGACCGGCACCGCCGCCACAACCAGCAGCAGCAGCUCAGCCAUAUCCCCCCGGAGGAGACACAUCAGACACAUCCCUGGGCGGCCGCGGCCCCAGAAUGCCGCCCAGCAACGCCGGCCCAGGGGCAAGACUACCCCGGCAAGGCGGCCUCGCCGUCCAGCCCAUCUCGGGUCCCCAUCCCGUCCGGGGCCCGUCGUCCGCGCCGGCCGCACCGCCCAGCGAGCUCCUGUCCAAGCUGCACCUCAACCCCAGCCCAGCCAGCCAAGCUGCCAGCAGCGGCGGCGCGCCCUCCCAGGACGGCGGCAAAGCGCACAAGGACAAGAAGAGGAGGAACUUUUUGGGCAUGAAGAAAUAG